UCGCUCUUAACGAAACCACAGCCUUAUUUGUUGAGCGACGAUUCGUCAGCUGUUGUUAUUUAUGUAUUUCGAUAGUUGUUGACGAAUUAUUUGGAAUCAACUUUUAAUUACUCCUAGGUAUAUCGAUGGAAUCUGAUUUACGAAUUAAAUAAUUUAAAAGCUAAAAUAGAAAAAAUGUUAUUAAAUCUAAAGAAAGAACAACGUGAGCAUUUGCAGUUGUUGCACCAGCGGUCUCCUGAUGAUAUUGUAGAGCUGUGCAAGUCUGCUUUUGAAUACUUGAGUUACGGCCCCAACAUUCCACGCUAUCAGCAACUUGCCAAAAAAAUUGUUUCAAAUCCAGAAGAAGUUCAGCAUGCAGUUGAAGCACUUAUUGCCUUGCUUAUUGAUGCUACUAAGGCCAAUGCUAGUGAAAUUGACUUAAAACAAUUGCAACAAGAGGAAGGCUAUAAUGAUAACAUUAUAGAAGUGCUAACUCAAUUUGUGCACAGCAAACAUCACUUUAUCGAGGGAUCCAUUAAGUCUGCGAAUAUACGAGCAUAUCGGUUGGUAAAUAUUGAAUGGCGAUUGGAGGUACGUAUAGCAACACGCAGUCUUUUAAGACAAAACAGUAUACGCGUAACAAUGAAGUUAUUUCUACAUACCGAACCUAAAAAUGAAAACAGAGAUUUGCUAGAAGUUGGCGAGCAGCAAGCAAUUCAUCCGGACGAGCAACGAAACCGAAAGGAUCUGCUUGUGCAGACAGAUUUGAGUAGCCUGGUGUACAUUAUACAAGUAUUAGAAAACGCUCUUUAUGAAUCAAAGAGUAGACGCAUACGCAAUAUAGUUAGUGCAAUACAUUAAAUACAUUAAAUGUAC
This is a messenger RNA of Rhagoletis pomonella (apple maggot), 855 nucleotides long. RefSeq names its product COMM domain-containing protein 2-like. The record is from RefSeq and is a predicted model, not a curated record. Lineage: Eukaryota; Metazoa; Arthropoda; Insecta; Diptera; Tephritidae.